This is a messenger RNA of Cuscuta campestris, 1805 nucleotides long. The record is from the annotation of a GenBank genome assembly. Lineage: Eukaryota; Viridiplantae; Streptophyta; Magnoliopsida; Solanales; Convolvulaceae.
CCGACCCGGCGGCUCCGACGCGCAGUUACCCUAAUUGCGUCACCACCUACGCCACCGCCUGACCGCUUCCAGGCUCCACCCAUCCGGCCGUCCUCCAACGUGCACUGCUCUCCGCCGCCGUCCAUUUCUUUCCGAGACAAACUCAGGUUUGUUUAGGGCCUGUAAAAUGCUCAAGACUGUUCUACUUCUAGGUUAUCUCUGCUCUGUUAGAUGCAUCUUCAGACUCUUUUCACAAGCCUGAUGAUUUAGAAUAUCUCUCAAGGAGUUUAAAGGGGAUAGAAGCUUGAAAGCAUUCUGGUACAACUCGAGACAGCCUCUAGAGAUGGAGAAAAUGUCGAAACAAACAGCUCACGACCGCAUCAGUAACCUAGCGGAGCCCCUGCUGCAUCACAUCCUAUCCUUCUUAAAAAGGAAAGAUGUGGUGAAGACUAGUGCAUUGUCAAAAAGAUGGCGAUAUGUGUGGACCUCUGUGCCAACACUCGAUUUCGUGUCUUAUUCGCUUUCUUAUAUAGAGCAUGAGUAUGUGGCAUGGGUUUACUGGAACCUUCUUCGCUACCAAAGUACUAAUGUGGAGACGUUGAGAAUCCAUUUCUUCUACAGAACUUGUUUUGCCAAAGAUGUUGAUACUUGGAUUUGGUUUGCCACAGAGAGAAAUGUGCGAGAUUUGGGGUUACGUUUGGGGAGUGGAGAAUACAGUUUGCCUCAAUCUCUGUAUUCCUACUCUUCAUUGACUAAUCUGAGUUUGUCUUCCUGCCAAGUGGCACCAAAAGGAGGCAUUGGUUGGGAGUCACUUAGAAGUUUAUCUAUGGAUGGGGUGAAGUUGGAUGAGGAUACUAUUGCAAAGUUGUUCCUUGGCUGUCCUAGGUUGGAGUUCUUGAACUUUCGAAACUUUCUUGGCAAAUCUCGUUUAGAUAUCAGAUCUGAUAGUUUGAGAGAAUUGGUGAUAGAAAAAGUUGAUUUGCCAAUGUCGACUACAUUAGAAAUUUCAGCCCCUAAACUUCAAUGUUUGCAUAUUGCUGGUAUGUGGUUGGAACAAGUUCGGUUAACUGAUGUCCCGUCUCUUCAAAAAGCCAAACUCAAACUAAUUGCUGAAACCCACGGCCUUAACAACAUCAAGCUUCUGGAAAGCAUGCAUAACGUAACCAAACUUGAACUCGGACUUUGGGAGUUUCAGGCUAUACUGCUUUCAGAAGUGAAACCUUCCACACCAAUGUCCCCACCCUUUACAUGCCUGAAGAUAUCCAAAUUCAAUGCCAAAAGAGACAUGUUUGGCAUUAUAGCAUUGCUAAGAUGUUUACCAAACUUAGAGACUCUAAUUGUGAAUGAUAUUGAGCAAUGCUACUACCCACAUUCCCGUGAGAGUAUUUACGUAUCGGACAUUAAAGUUCCCCUACCGUGCCUAAAGACUGUCGAGUUCCAUGGGUUUAGGGCUCUGGAAGAGGUUGACAAAAACACCCUUAAGUUCACGGGACUGCUGCUGGACAAUGCCGAGCAUCUGGAGAGGGUCGUUAUCAACGCGGGAAGACGUCAGAUGGUCGUGGGUCCCACUCAUGCUUCAUUGCAGGGUAUUUCAAAAACUGCAAAGAUCUGAAAAUGCAAACAUCUCAUGGAGCUUAUUUCCUUUAGGGUUUAAAUCACUUUUUUUGUACGACUCUGUUUGGCGUUUUGAAUAAUUAUUUUAAUUUGGGGUGUCCAUCGAUCCAAACCUUUUGCAUUUGUUGUUUGGAUAAUCGAAGCUUUUGAGGCAGUCUAUUCGCUUGUUUUUGUAACCGGCGUGGGUAGCAGGCAUUGAACUUUGUAUGUGG